This is a messenger RNA of Oncorhynchus nerka (sockeye salmon), 1957 nucleotides long. RefSeq names its product SUN domain-containing protein 2-like. Gene Ontology annotation, cellular component: meiotic nuclear membrane microtubule tethering complex; nuclear envelope. Gene Ontology annotation, molecular function: protein-membrane adaptor activity. The transcript is spliced from 15 exons. The coding region runs from base 250 to 1827 and encodes 525 amino acids. Lineage: Eukaryota; Metazoa; Chordata; Actinopteri; Salmoniformes; Salmonidae. The record is from RefSeq and is a predicted model, not a curated record.
UUAGGGUAUGGGUUAAGGUUAGGGUUGGGGUUUAGGGUAGUGAUCGCACUGCCAGUCAAUCAAGUAGGCCAGAGCGCGCAGCGAGCCGAUUAUGACGUGUCCUGGGCUCCUUCUACGCAACAAUGUAAAUAACGGUGUAAUUGCCGUUUUCAACACAGUGGCUCAUUUGCAAAAGUUUCACUUGCUCUUGCAACAUCUGAUUUUACAGACUGCGACAAUUACUGUAGCCUAUGAUUGCAAGACUCCGUCAUGCAUAGGAGAAGCGCGAGGCUAGUAACCGGAGGGUACUAUAACCAGUCCUCCGAUGAUGAGUCUUCCUCCUGCAUCUCCUACAGGGAGAGCCCCGUCAGGGUUUUCAAUAAGAAGAGAACUGGGGGACAUAAGGAUUCUUCCCGAUCCAGUCAGGCCAGCAGCACUGUCAGUGCCACCAACUUCACCAAUGAGCGAAACAUCAAUGCUGAUGACAUUGAUUUGGCUCCGACAUUGAGGGUCACCCAGAGAAGGCAGACCUUCCUGUCUCCUUCUAGUGUGGCCCCCAGUGUGGCCCUGGAGCCCAGCCUGAGCUUCUCAAGCAUGAGCUACAGCUCUGGCUACUGCUCUGAAGAGCCACAAAGGCCUAGGACAUGCUCCAGCAGGAGCUUCUCUAGUGGAAUUGGCACAAGGACCGAUGCUAUUUUCACCCGUUCAUGGUUGCCUUCCUGGUUGCCUUCCUGGUUUGCCAUCCUGCUCUUCCUCCUCCCCUUUCUUCUGACCUUCGCAGUAUUCCUGUUUUCGACUGCAUUCCCCACCAUGAACCUUAAUCCGAUGACCCGACCGACUCAACCUGACCCUCGACCUGAUCUGACUCAAAAGACUACGGGAGAGAUUGAAAUGAUGAAACAGAAAGAAAACCAGCAACAGGACAUUUCCGAGAUGUUACAAAGAAUGACUAAGGACCUGAAGGGUGUGAAGACCGAGAUUGACGACAUGAGAGUGAGGGUGGACAGUGUGGACUUUGAGAGUGUGAGCUUUGAUCGUCACCUGGAUCAGGAAGCUACAGAGUUCAGCAAGCAGGUGGCUGAUCUACAAGAACACCUACUCUUUACUAGAGGAAGAGUUAGGGCCCUGGAGGACGUCAGCGACACGCUGCAGCAUCAGGUGACCUCUAUAAAGAACCAGCCUCCUCCCACUCUGACACCAACCAACACAUACCUGACCCCUGAGUUCAUAGAGGCCAUGGGCAAAUGGCUCAGAGAUAGAUUGGCCCAGGAUGAGAGACAGGAUGUGAAACAGGUGGUGAAAGACUGCAGUCGUCCACUGGCUGACAAAAUGCCCAACUUUGCACUCGAGUCCCAAGGUGCCAGCAUUGUAACCAGUCGUUGCUCUGAGACAUAUAAGACCAGUUCGGCCCGAGUGAGUUUCCUGGGGAUUCCCCUGUGGUCUCCAUCAGAGAGCCCCCGGACUGUAAUUCAGGGCCAGCUGGUGCAGCCUGGUAAGUGUUGGCCUUUCCGCGGGGCCCAGGGCUCCAUGACUGUGGCUCUGUCUCACCCUGUCCACGUCACCCACGUUACCAUGGAGCACAUCUCCACCGCCGUCUCUCCCACCGGACACAUAGACAGCGCUCCUAAGGACUUUGCCGUCUACGGCAUAACUACUGACAGUGAAGAGGGAACCCUGCUCGGGACUUUCAUGUUUAACCAAGCUGGGGAUCCUAUCCAGACAUUUAAACUGCCUAACCCUAACCGUGUCUAUCGUUAUGUGGAGCUCCGUAUCAUCAGCAACUGGGGUCACCAGGACUACACAUGUGUGUAUCGCUUCCGGGUUCACGGCAAGAUGCCUUCUGUGUGAGACAGAUCCGCUGUCCACCCCAACCCCAGUGUGUGUGUCAUCCAACCCAAUAAUAUCUUAUUUUCCAUACUGGAGCGUAUAUUUUGCCUCUAGCAAAUAUGUAAAUCUAAAUAAAAAUCUCUUUUUGGUC